AGUUCACAGAAUGAAAAUCAAAUGACAAGACAAUACCUACUAAUGUCAAAACAAAAUAAGAUGAUUUCAUGAUUAAAUUUUCUGAAUUGAAGUUACCUAUUUAUAAGAUUGUGGCUUAUUGUAAUACUUAUUUCUAAUUUGUAUUAUCUGAACACAAUUGUAUAAGUCAAUAGUACAUAAAACACAAUCAGUAAAGAUGGAAUCUGGAAGGAGUAGUCAUGCAGGAGGUAGAGUAAGUGGGGCGGGAAUGACAGGUGAUAGUAAAAAAGAUGAUAUUGUGGCUGGUGUGCUCCCAGGCAACCAUCGGUUUCUUGAGCCUACCAAGGCAAUUAAAACCAUUACAGAUAUGGCUAUAUGGGAGAAAUCAGAAGCUUACAUUGAAUAUACAGGGUUCAUUGCUACCAUGAAUGAAGCAAUAAAGGGUAAACCAUUAUCAGUAGACUGUAAAAUUUCUGAAAAUCUCAAAAACCUAAUAAACAUGCUUGACAAGAUUGAAAAGCUUAUUGAUGCUUUCCCUCCUAUAGAACAACCACAAAGGUUUGGUAAUGUGGCAUUCCGAGAUUGGAUGGACAAGGUCAGGUCUAACAGCACCCAGCUGAUGCAGGAAGCUAUGCCACCAAGUCUACAUUUAGCUAUACCGGAACUAAAAGUUUACCUGGAGGAGAGCUUUGGUAAUUCUACAAGGAUAGAUUAUGGAACUGGGCAUGAAAUGGCAUUUGUAAUGUUUCUCUGUUGCUUAUUUAAAGUUACAUUUCUGCAGACAGAAGAUAGUGUGCCAACUGUAUUCUUGGUAUUCAAUAAAUAUCUUCACAUAGCUAGAAAGUUGCAGCAAACUUAUAGAAUGGAGCCAGCUGGUAGCCAUGGAGUAUGGAGCUUGGAUGAUUAUCAAUUUGUCCCUUUUAUUUGGGGAAGUUCUCAGUUGAUAGACCAGCCUAAGAUCUACCCACCUGGUAAGUUCCUGGAAGAUGAUAUCAUUGAGAAAUAUUCAGAUGAGUAUAUGUUUAUCUCAUGUAUUAAAUAUAUAAAAGAGGUGAAGAAAGGUCCAUUUGCUGAGCACUCUAAUCAAUUGUGGAGUAUCAGUGCUGUAGGGUCUUGGACAAAAAUAAACCAAGGACUCAUUAAAAUGUAUAAGAAGGAAGUUUUAUCAAAGUUCCCUGUAGUACAACAUGUGUUAUUUGGCUCUCUCCUGCCCAUACGUAGAUUCCCUAUCAGUCACUAAUAAGAACACUGCUUGCUGUAGGCAAAUACAGUCAAGCUACAAAAAUCCAAUACUGGAUUUUUGGGGCUUUUAGUAUGUAGUACAUAAUUGAAGAAUGUAUUUGAUUUUUGUUUUCUAAUGAAAUACUUAUCAUUUCUAUUCUGUUUCACUUAUUACAUUAUUACUUAUUAUCUUAUAUCAAUAAUGUCUUUAUUUAUUAAGUCCAUUAACCGAGUAAUGGUAUCAGUAUUACAAGUCGUGUAGUUGACUUUAUUUAAGAUUUUAUUUGAAAACUACAAAAUUGUGAUAUUAUUAAACAUAGUCAUUAGACAUUUUCAUGAUAAAGUUUUACUGAUCAUUUGUGAUGACUUUUCGUGUAAAUAUUAAUAUAUAUAUAUAUAUAAAUAUAUAUAUAUAUAAAUAUUUGUUUCGUUAGCUACCUAUUUUCGAUAAUAUUGUCUUGUCAGAUGCAAUAAUGUGUAUAAUUAUGUGUAGAAUUUUAAUAAUUUAAAUAAAAUACAAAG
Messenger RNA from Plodia interpunctella (Indianmeal moth), 1722 nucleotides. Its product is annotated as serine/threonine-protein phosphatase 2A activator-like. Lineage: Eukaryota; Metazoa; Arthropoda; Insecta; Lepidoptera; Pyralidae. The transcript has 2 exons. The record is from RefSeq and is a predicted model, not a curated record. Gene Ontology annotation, cellular component: nucleus; protein phosphatase type 2A complex; cytoplasm. Bases 197 to 1219 code for a protein of 340 amino acids. Gene Ontology annotation, molecular function: peptidyl-prolyl cis-trans isomerase activity; protein tyrosine phosphatase activator activity. Gene Ontology annotation, biological process: mitotic spindle organization.